UUCCCACUCUGUGCCUUGAGGGAUGAGGAGGAGCCUCUCCUCCAUUGGCUCUGCUGCACUGUUCCGCCGCCUAAAAAAUCCCGCGUUGAACGCGCGACAGGAGGAAGAAGAGGAGGAGAGGAGGCUUUGCAAUGAGUAAGCGUCGGUUAUCAGCACACUGCAAGCUGGGAAUGCAGCAGAACAUUGGAAAGCAACAGAAAUCACCAAAGAAAUAUGAAGAUGAUGUUACACUCUGCAAAGGAGUGCCCAGUCAACACUCUUUAUGCCAUACCUUCAGUGAUGCAGCUGAGAUCAAAGAUUUCCGUAAGAGGUUACUCACCUGGUACAAUAAAUGUAAACGAGACCUUCCCUGGAGGAAAAUGGCUACAAGUGAAGCAGAUGCUGACAGACGAGCCUAUGCUGUGUGGGUAUCAGAGAUCAUGCUCCAGCAGACCCAAGUGGCUUCUGUGAUCAGCUACUACAAUCGCUGGAUGCAGAAAUGGCCAACUUUGCAGGAGCUCGCCGAGGCAUCACUAGAGGAGGUGAACGAGCUAUGGGCUGGGCUUGGCUACUAUUCCCGAGGGAAGCGGCUCCAGGAAGGUGCGUGUAAGGUGGUGUCACAGAUGGCAGGUCAUAUGCCCAGGACAGCAGAGGAACUGCAAAAGUUGUUGCCAGGAGUAGGGAAGUACACUGCAGGAGCUAUAGCAUCCAUCGCAUUUGGCCAGGUUACAGGUGUGGUGGAUGGGAACGUAAUUCGAGUCUUGUGCCGUGCACGAACCAUUGGUGCUGACCCCACAAGUACAGCUGUUGCUGACAGACUUUGGGCUUUAGCACACACUCUGGUGGAUCCAGCUCAUCCAGGUGAUUUUAAUCAAGCAGUGAUGGAAUUGGGAGCAACUGUGUGUACCCCCAAAACACCAUUAUGCAUUGAGUGUCCAGUGAAGCAGCACUGCAGAGCUUAUCAUAGAGCGGAGAAGGAUUUGAAAGUUUCUGCCGAAAGACUGCUAGGAAAACCUGCCUCAAAGUACUCCCAGUUGACAGAUGUGGAAGAAUGUGCCAACACCACAGGGAGUUGCUCCCUCUGCCUACCUCCUUCAGAGCCAUGGGAUCCCAGUCUUGGUGUAGCCAAUUUCCCUAGAAAGACUACUAAGAAGAAGCCUAGAAUAGAACACACAGCCACAUGUGUGCUGCAACGGAGAUGCAUUGGUGGGGAACCAGAGUACCUUAUUGUGCAGAGACCCAGCUCAGGUCUGUUGGCAGGGCUGUGGGAGUUUCCUAGCCUCCUACUUGAGCCAGGGCAAGAGAAGCAACCAAAAUCAGUGCUAGCAGAUCACCUCCAGACUUGGGUUGGCAGCGACAUGGCGGUGGGGCAUCUGCAGCAUGUUGGGGAGGUCCUCCAUAUUUUCUCCCAUAUCCGCCAAACAUAUGUGAUCUAUUUCUUGAACCUGAAUAAAGAUGAGAGAAACUGGGACAGGGAGGUGGAGCUGCCAGCAUCCCGAUGGGUGACCAAAACAGAAUUUGAGAGUUCAGCCAUCUCAACAGCCAUGAAAAAGAUCUUGAAAGCCUAUGAAGCAUGGAGCUCUAAAAUCAGUUCUGACAAGGUUGUUAAGCGGAAACGAGACUUAAAAUCUGAAGAACGCAGUUCUUGUAAAAGGCAGCUUUCUCUGGAUUCCUUCUUUGCAACAGAUCCCAAAAACUGAUGUAGUCUCUUUGCUGCACCUGAAUUUAAAUGAGGAAUUAUAUAGGUACAUACCUCGCACCCAACAAUCUUGCAUUGUACUUGAAAACACUGAUGGUCUCUCCCCAAGGUGAUUAUCACUUCAUGACCAGAUUCCAUCUGGGACAGCUCUGCCUGAGAUCCAUUUCCUUGCUUAUUGUGGACAGUGCAAAACUGUGGAGUAUUAUUGUUUCUCUUGCAUUUUCGAUGUGUCUUUUAGCUUGAGAUAUAAAGGGUUAAAUGUUCAGCAAAGGUGCAGAGUACAGGGGCAAACAACAGCUGGCUGCAGCAAACACAUCAUGAGAGAGCUUUAACAUUGUGGUUUCCCACAUGCACAGUACAAGCAGAUAAGGCUGUUCCCAGGAAGACAGUUUGUACUAGCUUACAUAUCUGAAUCAGGGACUUAGUGCUAUACUAAUUACCACCUUUUUAUAGUAAAUUAAUGAUGACCUGUUUUAACUUUAUUUUCUCUAAUAAAUUUUUAAACCGCUUGUAUCAAGAUAUUGUUAAAGACAGUAAAGCUGAUUGUGUUAGCCUUUUUAAACGACUGAAAAGUAAAUUUGUCUCCAUGAUUCCUAAAGUGAGGUCCAGUUUAUUGAUGGCAGUUGUACAAUCAUGGUGCUGGGAAGAAAUCAAGAGGGAUUUAGUCAUAGCUAUGGCCAAAGCUCCAUUAAAAACAGAGACACACCUGGAAAUAAGAUGUCUGUUCAUAACACAGGAAUAUUGUGCAGUCUGCAAAUAUUCACAAAUGCAAAUAUGUGUCACCUAACAUUUGCAUACAUAAACAUUUACUGCUUUUUAAAAAAUAACAUCAUCUUGCCCAUUGACCCAAGUAGGUGGAUUGCUGAAGUACUCCAUCUAAAGUAAUUCCAAAAACAUAUUACCGUUUGGGAGCUGUCAAUUGGUCCUCGGUCAGGUGCAGGUAAACUGCAAUUAUCAGCUCCCCAAGUAGAAGAAAUAACAAGCU
Messenger RNA from Sceloporus undulatus (fence lizard), 2663 nucleotides. RefSeq names its product mutY DNA glycosylase (gene MUTYH). The coding region runs from base 132 to 1679 and encodes 515 amino acids. Gene Ontology annotation, cellular component: nucleus. Gene Ontology annotation, biological process: base-excision repair; mismatch repair. The transcript is spliced from 16 exons. The record is from RefSeq and is a predicted model, not a curated record. Lineage: Eukaryota; Metazoa; Chordata; Lepidosauria; Squamata; Phrynosomatidae. Gene Ontology annotation, molecular function: oxidized purine DNA binding; adenine/guanine mispair binding; purine-specific mismatch base pair DNA N-glycosylase activity.